Messenger RNA from Trichoplusia ni (cabbage looper), 2611 nucleotides. RefSeq names its product RAC serine/threonine-protein kinase (gene Akt). The record is from RefSeq and is a predicted model, not a curated record. Lineage: Eukaryota; Metazoa; Arthropoda; Insecta; Lepidoptera; Noctuidae. Gene Ontology annotation, molecular function: protein serine/threonine kinase activity; ATP binding. The transcript is spliced from 8 exons. The coding region runs from base 346 to 1824 and encodes 492 amino acids. Gene Ontology annotation, biological process: protein phosphorylation.
GUAGUCGGAUCUCUCUUUCCUUCAUAUGUUUAUCCCAGUAAACCAUUUCUGUCAUAUUAAACCAGACAGUGUCGUCGUAAAUUGUUAUCGUGAAACCGCGAGGCUACGUACCUACGUAGUAACAUCGCUUACGUUCAUGUUUUUUGAGAAGAAAAACGUUGAAAUCUAUUCAUUAUAGUAAUAUCAAACGAGAAAAUGUUUGGUGGCAGUGCGCCCGUUGUUGUUCAAUCCAGGUGAAACACGCGCGGCGAACGAGGAGUGCAAAACGUGGUGCGUCGAACACGAGCUAGCGGUAGCCGUAGUUUGUUAUCAAACAGCGAGUAGUGAGGCCGCGGCCGCGAGACCAUGGCGGAGGCGGCACCUGGAAACAUCGUUAAGGAAGGCUGGCUGCAGAAGCGCGGCGAGCACAUCCGCAACUGGCGCGACCGCUACUUCAUCUUGUUCGACAAUGGAGACCUGGUAGGUUUCAAGACGCAGCCGGAGCGGAACAACUACCGCGACCCUCUCAACAAGUUCACGGUGCGCGACUGCCAGAUCAUGGCAGUGGACAAGCCGCGGCCCUAUACGUUCACCAUCCGCGGCCUGCAGUGGACUACUGUCAUCGAGCGCAACUUCUCAGUGGAUAAUGAAAAAGAACGCGAGGAGUGGGUGGCUGCGAUCCGGUACGUGUCUUCGCAGCUGAGCGCGGGCGGGCCGAGCGCGGGCGGCGGCGCGCUGCCCGAGAGCGACGACCGCGACAUGGCGCAGCUCGGCACCAGCUUCCGCGACCCGCGCCGCAUCACUCUGGAAAAGUUCGAGUUCGUGAAGGUGCUAGGCAAGGGUACAUUUGGCAAAGUGGUCCUGAGCCGCGAGAAGGGUACGGGCAAGCUGUACGCCAUGAAAAUUCUCAAGAAGAACCUUAUCAUACAGAAAGAUGAGGUAGCGCACACUAUUACCGAGAACCGCGUGCUCAAGAAGACCAAGCACCCCUUCCUCACGGCCCUGCGCUACUCGUUCCAGACGGCGGACCGCGUUUGCUUCGUGAUGGAGUACGCCAAUGGCGGCGAGCUGUUCUUCCACCUCUCGCGCGAGCGCUCUUUCUCCGAGGAGCGCACGCGCUUCUAUGGCGCGGAGAUCGUGUCCGCGCUCGGCUACCUGCACGCGGAGGGCAUCAUCUACCGCGACCUCAAGCUCGAGAACUUGCUACUCGACAAAGACGGACACAUCAAGAUCGCCGACUUCGGCCUGUGCAAGGUCAACAUCACGUACGGGCGUACCACCAAGACCUUCUGCGGCACGCCCGAGUACUUGGCUCCCGAAGUGCUCGAGGACACUGACUACGGCCCUGCCGUCGACUGGUGGGGCACCGGCGUGGUGAUGUACGAGAUGGCGUGCGGCCGCCUGCCCUUCUACAACCGCGACCACGAGGUGCUGUUCUCGCUCAUCCUCAGCGAGGAGGUGCGGUUCCCGCGCGCGCUGUCGGGCGCGUGUCGCGCGCUGCUGGCGGGGCUGCUCACCAAGGAGCCGGCCAGCCGCCUGGGCGCGGGGCCCGACGACGCUCACGAGAUCAUGACGCACCCCUUCUUUGCGUCCGUCAACUGGGCCGAGUUGGUGGCCAAGAAGAUCCCGCCGCCCUUCAAGCCGCAGGUCGAGUCCGAGACGGACACGCGCUACUUCGACUCGGAGUUCACCGGCGAGUCCGUCGAGCUCACGCCGCCCGAGUCCGACGCCGGCCUGGCGCGCAUACAAGAGGAGCAGUUCCCGCAGUUCUCCUACCAGGACAUCUGUUCGUCGGCGCAUUCCGCGCUGUCGCACCACUCUGCGCUGACCGACAAGCGCCAGUAGCGGAGGGCGCGGCGAGGCAGGAGCGCGAGCGGCCGACACCCCGCACAUGCUGAGCCGAGGUCCGCGCGCCCGCUCGACGCCCGCUAGGGCGACGGUCUCACGCACGAUACUGUUCAUGUGACCUCACUUCCACACAUUGCCAUGCCGUACAAUCAAAUCACACGUACUUCUUACUGCUUAGGAGCGAUAAACAUAUAAUGCGGAGGUCAAAGUGCCUAGCCUGUCGACUUGCUUUUGAAACAAUGGAAUGCCUCACUAUUUCUGCGAUAACCAUGAGUGCGUUAUUAAAGGUCACAUACAUGCUCUCAUAUAUUAUUAAUCAUGUUCGAUUGCCUUUACACCGUUGCCGUGAGUUUACUUUUGCCACUGCUGCCUUAUGAUUUGCAUUUCGUACAAUCGACGAAGUAUACGUUGUUGUCCGUUUUUUCUAUGUAACAUAAGUUUGAGUGAACCGAGGUCCGUGAGCAGUCCGCGGGACACAACCGGGGACUCCUUCGGAGGCGUAAAUAAAAAUCAUUUUAUUACAGUAUUAAUAUUGUAUUUGGUUAAAACAAUACAAAUAGCCUGAAUAUUUAGAAAGUGUGUACUUUCUUUACAAAUUAUACGCUAGACAGACAAAAGAGCAAGAGUCCUCGUCCGCGGGAGGAGAGCCCGGAUGUCGUGCUCACAAGGCACUAAUACUUAGACGCGCGGGCGCGGCGCGAGCCAGCCGCCGCCGCGCCGCCGCCGGCUAGCGAUGGUCAUGUAUUUCCUUUUGUAUAUAUUAUUAAACUUAGGAUUAAACUAA